Molecule: messenger RNA, 291 nt
Organism: Staurois parvus
Lineage: Eukaryota; Metazoa; Chordata; Amphibia; Anura; Ranidae
Source: the annotation of a GenBank genome assembly
AGUGUGGCCCCAGAAGUGCCACCUGUCAGUGCCACGUGCCAGUGCCCAUCAGUGCCACAUCAAUGCCACCCAUCAGUGCCAGUCAGUGCCACCUAUCAAUGCCAAUCAGUGAACCUAUCAGUGCUGCGCAUCAGUGACAGUCAGUGUCGCCUAUCAGUGCGCAUCAGUGCCAGUCAGUGCCGCCUAUCAGUGCCAUAUAUCAGUGUCAUGUAUCAGUGCUGCCUUUCAGUGCCCAUCAGUGACGCCUGUCAAUGCCCAUCAGUGCAACCUACCAGUGCCUCCUCAUCAGUG